AUGGCAGAUCACAGUAGAAAAAAAAUCAAACUAGGCGCUUUAGUCGAAUGCCUAAAAGGUGGAGAAGACAAGCUCGCGCUCAGCGAUGCUAUCGAUGCUUUGCAACUGUUUAUUCAGAUUAAUUUCACUGGUCCGGCUGUUGACCUCAGUGAAUUUGAAGAUCUGCAUACAGAGGAGCUUAGCGUUGAUGGCGAGCCUGUAUCUCAGCUGGCGAAUAUGCCGCAGCUCUUGGUUGCAUCAAUCAACGCCUUCGAAGAACUUAACCAUCCUAUUUGGCUGGCGCGUGCACUCGUAGUUCAGCAAAGCCUGCUCUCUAAUUGCUCUGGAUCUUUGCAUCAGCGAGUUGUCGAACUUUAUUCGGAGAGUAACAUAGAGGAGUUUGCCUCUUCUGAAGAAGAACACACAAUUUUGUUAGCAGAACUAACGAGAGCCUAUUUAUUGUUUGACGAUCAUACGAAGGCUAAGGAAACACUAGACCAAGCCAUGUCCUCGUCGGGUCUCAUUACUGCAAUCACUGGUAUUAAGGGCAAACGCACAAGGUUUCAGCAGCAUGAAACGGCACAACUGGUAUGCUUAGCAGUGAGCAAGUUCGAGGCGUCUGGAGUUCAUCAUGCCCCAAAAGCGCUUGAGCUCAACUCAGAUAUUUUUUUGGAGAAGCCCGAUCUUGGGUCGCAGAGCGAACUUGAUUCCUCUCUGCCUAAAGAGCUGUUGAAUGUUGAUCCCAACAAUCAGCCUCCGCUUAGGAACAUUGAUUCUGUAUUGCUGCUAUUGUGGAGCGAGUACCUGCGCCGAAGUAGUCCUGCAGAUGACUCCCUUCUUCGUGAGCAGCAGCGCUGUUUAGUCAAUAGGGUGAUUGGCAACUCAGAGGGCUCAGUAAAUUGGUCAGUGUACAGCAGAGCUCUUUGGAUUCGCAGCAUUCUGGAGUCUCAUUCAUCUCACACGGUUGAAAGAGGAACUCUACAGAUGCAAGCAUUGGUGGAAGAAUUAGGCUAUGGCCAACAAAACUAUCUCGGUGGUAUAGAUACAUCUGACAAUGGUGGAGAGAGACUAGAGUUCAUCCAUCAGUUGACCCCUUUGCCGCAUUGGGCCAUGGAUACUGUUCUUGCAGAGCGAUACAUGUCACUUGGUGUCGUCAAAUCUGCAGUGGAGAUAUACGAGAGAUUAGGACUGUGGGGCGAUGCUGCUCUAUGCUAUGCGUUAGUUGGACGAGAAAUGAAAGGACUUGAGGUCCUUGAUGCCCACUUGUCUAAACACCCUGAGGAUGCAAGAGCGUGGUGCAUUAAAGGCGAUAUCACAGUUGACCCCCAAUACUGGGAGAAGGCAUGGGAUGUUGGCCGUUAUGCACCAUCAAUGAGAUCUCUUGGAAGAUACUAUUUCAGCCCGCCAAAAGAUUCAGGGUAUGCUCGGAAUUUGGACAAGGCUGCUCACUGUCUUCGGGAAUCUUUGACUGUCAACAAUCUAAGCUAUGACGCUUGGUUCACUCUCGGGUGUAUAGAAAUUGAAAAGGAAGCAUGGCAUUCUGCAGCGGAAGCUUUCACACAAGCCGUUGCGAUCAAUGACGAGGAUACCAAAAGCUGGAGCAACUUGGCAAGCUCAUUACUCCAAUUGCAAAGAACACGCCAGUCUUUAUACGCUCUCAGGCAAGCAAUCAAAGCCGAUAAAAACAAGGAACCCAAUUGGAGAGUCUGGAGUAAUCUUAUUACAGUAGCGGCUGAACUCAACGACUGGGAUGCUGUUGUCGAGGGUAUCAACCAAAUGCUCAACCUACGAUCUGACAAACAAGAUAAGUUCAUCGACCCGGCGGUUCUCUACGAAGUUAUUUUUGUAUUUGUUUCGUCAGAAUACUCAGGCUCUGCUUCUCAAGAAUCUUUCGUCGAGCUGAUCACCACUAAACUCCCUGAUGUGAUUACAUCGGAUCCGGGUUUAUGGAGACUCGUCGCCCGAGUUGAUAUGUGGCGCAAGAGACCUUGGGAUAGUCUUGCAGACUACGAGAAAGGGUUCCGUAUCUGCGCACAUAUGCCUGAUCUAGAAACCAACGAGGAGACUUGGAAGGAAGCUGUGAGUUUCUGCUCAGACCUAAUUGAUGCGUAUCAAAACCUAGGAGAGCUACCAGGACGAAUAGAAGGCAGUGUAGUUUGCCCUGAUUGGAGGUUCAAAGCCAGAACAGCCGUCAGAAGCCUAAUGAGCAAAGCCAAGCUGUUUUGGGAAGACACACCCGAGUACGAGAGACUCAAAGAGCUCAAACAGCAAUGCACGUAG
Molecule: messenger RNA, 2259 nt
Organism: Wickerhamiella sorbophila
Lineage: Eukaryota; Fungi; Ascomycota; Dipodascomycetes; Dipodascales; Trichomonascaceae
Product: Essential for maintenance of the cell wall protein 1
Exons: 1
Coding region: 1-2259 (752 amino acids)
Molecular function (GO): protein binding
Source: RefSeq, a predicted model, not a curated record